Archocentrus centrarchus (flier cichlid) is the source of this 1390-nucleotide messenger RNA. RefSeq lists its product as uncharacterized. Gene Ontology annotation, cellular component: membrane. The transcript is spliced from 7 exons. The coding region runs from base 218 to 1132 and encodes 304 amino acids. Lineage: Eukaryota; Metazoa; Chordata; Actinopteri; Cichliformes; Cichlidae. The record is from RefSeq and is a predicted model, not a curated record.
CCCCCUCCUAGGUCUCUCCCUCGCAGAGAGGAGUCAGAGGUGGUCAUUUGGAAAGCAGCUUCUCUAAACGAGACUUUCUCUGGGUCGGAGCUACAACUCUGCGAUUUUAAAUGUAUUUAGAUCCAUUUUGCCAAAACAGCUUUUGCCUGAUGGACAGCCUGUGAGGACACACGGAAAGCAGAAAUAUUUCGCCAUGUCCGCGUCUGUUUAGUCUGUGAUGGAGUCGACCGUGAGAAUAAUUUUCCUUCUCGUUGUGAUGAGAUUAUCUGCAACUGAGGAGGUGAAGAAGAAGCUGCCGGGCUCUGUGGGAGGAAACAUCACUCUGCCUGAUCCUGUGCUGGAGUUUGGAUUCCUGUUCUAUGGAGGAAGGAAUAUUGCUAUGGUGAAUGAAGGGAAACUCAAAAUAUUAGAGGAAAUUUACACGAACAGACUUCACUGGGACAGAAACACUGGACUCUUUACUCUCGCAGACCUGCAGAGGAACGACUCAGGGAUUUAUACCAUCGACUCUAAAACAGGAAAAUCUUUAUCUACAUCUUAUAAACUCACAGUUUACGACUCUGUAGCGCCUCCUACAGUGAAGAAUCUGAGCUCUGAGAUCUGCUCCUUACUGUGUUCGGUGGACAAAGAGACGACACUGCUGUGGUUUAAAGACGAGGAGAUCCUGAACCAGAGCAGCUCUGCGCUCUCUCUGCCUCUCACUGUGCAGCAGCAGGACUUCAGCUCCUCUUACAGAUGUGUGGCUGCAAACCCUGCAGAAACUAAAACUGUGACUGUCAACGUGAAAGCAAUCUGUGGAGGAAACGACACAAACAGCUCCGAUUACCCUGCACAAAGAAACUAUAUCAUCCUGUUUGCUGUCUUCUCCAUCGUGUCAGCUUUGGUCGUUAUUGUUGUCGCCCUCAUCAUCAAGCAGAAGUAUCUUACUGAAAACAAGAGGACAAAUGGACAAGCACAAGGUCCCGUCGGCACAGAGGAAGAAGUGGAAUAUAGUGACAUCCGUGUCUGUGGCAACAGACAGGAGGAGGAUUUACCAGAUUCAUCAACAACGAUCGGCCACUCCGGCCUGACCACAGUGUAUGAUAAGCUGGAGGUUCAUCGCAUGAUCUCAGAGUCUGUUGAGAAUACUUGAUAGCAAACAUCAGACUUCACAAAUUUCAGCUGUCUCCACAAACAGAAGCUCUCAGGUUUUGGUGUCAUUUUUAGACUGGAUUGUUUUUGUUUAUAUUUAUUAUUUUAUUAAGUUCACUUUUCUCUGCUUCGGCCCGUGACAUUUCUGUGUUACUGAAUAUGAGCUGUACAUUUCUUCUUGGGUCACACAUUUCAAUUUAAUUCACAGCAAAGCUUGUUGUGAGCGCCUGCAGCUAAUAAAUCUCUUUGCAUGAGUGAA